Clonostachys rhizophaga is the source of this 1935-nucleotide messenger RNA. Lineage: Eukaryota; Fungi; Ascomycota; Sordariomycetes; Hypocreales; Bionectriaceae. The record is from the annotation of a GenBank genome assembly.
AUGUCUUCGAGGGGCCUGCCCGAUGUGUUGAUGGUCAAGGUGGACGAGUACAUCGACUCGCUCGCCCCUCAGAUCCAGCCACGCGUCGCGUCUGAGCUCGAGACGUUCCAGCAGAAAACCAUAGACAGCUUGGAGGACCAGGUUGUCGAUGCGUUCCGCUCGCUCUUCAACAAGGAUAAGGGAGGCGACCAGUCAGGCAGCUCCAGGAGCCCUUGGAGCCUGUCUGAGCAGGUUCCUGACGGCUACGGUGGCCAGUCACUGCCAUUCGCCGACGAGAUUGCCAGCUUGACGCGCAACUUCAAGAAUGUCGCCGAUGAGGCCAACGAUGAUCUGCGCGAGCUGUUUCAGCUCACCGAAGGCAGUGCCGGGUCUGGUGGAAGCGACACCCAGUCUCGUGGAUUAGAGGACGCGGAUUCUUUUUCGAAGGGAGCUCGCGGUUUCCUCUCUGCUGCCAUCGACGCCGUUCAAGCUCUUGACAAACAUGAGAACAAAGGAUCUGGCGACAGCGGGUUCAAGCUCGAUGGCCUCCUCGGCGUUUUUGCCGACACCCUUAAGGACACUGCACGCAACCCAGAGGAAAAAGCCCGUCUCAUCAGCCCCGAGAUCAAGGAGAGGGUUAGCGAGAAGCUCAGAGAGCAGCAUUCUUCCAUCGCGGAGCAGUUUACCAAAAUCGCACUAGACCAUCUCAAGCGCUGGCUCCGGGGCAACACAAGCAGCCGCGAUCUCGGUGAUGGUUUCAAAGGGGAGAUUGAGGAUCAGGUCAAAGACUUGGUCAAAGGAUUCGGGGGUUUGUUUGGCGGUAACAAGAGUCGCGAUGAAGGGUCUUCGAGAGGAUUCGGCGACGACGAGAACAGCCGCGAUCGUGAUGGCGAAGAAGGGGAGGGUAGCCGUGGCUUCUCCAAGAUUAUUAGCGAUAAGCUCAGCACUGGACUUGCCAAGGUCCACCGAGAAGUGCGUCUGGAGUUCCGUAAGAUACUCGGUGCUAUUGAGAAGCAGCUGUUCGAACUGCUUCCUGAUCAGUUCCAGCGCCCACUUGAGAAAAUCCUCGGCGGCAACCCGUUCGGCUCAGAGCUUGAUCGUGAUGCCAGUCCCCAAGCUGACCGUGGCUUUGGAGAUGACAUCAAGUCCAAGCUUGUGAAGAAGAUUCGCGAUCUGGUACGAAAGGUGCAAGAAACUCUCCGAGGCAGCAUUCUCGGAGUGGUGAACGGAGGGCAUCGCAAGUUCGAGCGUGAAAGCUGGGUAUUCGUACAGAACAUUGUCGAACAGAAGGUUCAGAAGUACUUGCCCAAGGUUAAGAUUUCUGUGCCUGAUGAUAUCGGCAACGAAGGUGUCAGCGUGGGUGCGCCAGCACCAGGUACUCAGCUUGGUGCUGGAAACCGACCUGAUACCCAGGGAGGAGGCCAUGACUCUCGCCCUUCUGGACAGCAGCAACAUAGCCAACAAGGAUAUGGUGGACAGCAGGACUCAAGACCUAGCCACCAUCAGCACAGCCAAGAUUACGGGCGCCCAGAGCAGCAGUCGUACCAAGAACAGCGCCCCGAUCACAGCCAACGACCAACGGGCGAGUCAGGUGGCUAUCGCAACCAGGGCAGCAACCAGAGUUACAACCAGGAAUAUCAGCAGAACCAGAGCUAUGGCCAGAACCAAGGCUACGGACAGGGCCAGAGCUACGGACAGAAUCAAGGCCACGGUCAGAACCAGGGCUAUGGACAAAGUCAAGGAUACAAUCAUAAUCAGAACUACGAACAGAACCAAGGAUACAGCCAGAACCAAAACUACGGGCAAAACCAAGGGUAUAAUCAAAACCAGGGAUAUGGCCAGAACCAAGGAUAUCAGCAACACCAAGGCUCUCAACAUGGCCAAGAAUACAACCAACACUCUGGCCAGAAUUAUAACCAGAAUCAGGGUCACAGCCAGGGUUAUUAUCAGAACUGA